UAACGCAUGCUAUCACUUUUCAUUUUUCAGUCCUUUAUAACCAUUCCCCCCUCCUCCCCCCGUUUCUCUCUCUCUCCCUCUCCCUCUCCCUCUCCCUCCCUUUCUAAAACCACAAAUAAGCGACACCUCAACAACUCCGUUCCGUUCGUCUCCCUCCUUCCGUUCCUCUCUUAUCCUUUCGAUCUUUUCUCUCAACUGCUCUGAAUUCAUCAAAUCGACGGUUUUCUGUUAUAAUCCAUCGAAUCGUACGGUGAAAAGAGAGUGAGAGAGAGGGAGUGAAAGAGAGGGAGAAUAUUUACGGAUUUGAUCCGGUGAGAUGGCAUCUGUGACAACGAAUCCAGUGACGAACACAAAUUCUGAUCGCAGCAAAAGGAAAAAGAAGAAGAAAUCAAUGAUCAAAGAGAAUCAACAGAGCCAAAACCAGAACCAUGCCAGAUGGAAAUCAGAGGCGCAGCAGCAAAUCUAUUCCUCGAAGCUUCUUCAAGCCCUGAGUCAGGUCAGUCUCAACGGUCCUUCUCCUUCGGCUCCGCGCGGUGGCCGAGCUGUCCGUGAAGCUGCUGACAGAGCCUUGGCCGUAGCUGCUAAAGGAAGGACCAGGUGGAGCCGGGCCAUUUUGACGAACCGGCUUAAGCUGAAAUUCAGAAAGCAGAAGAGACAGAGAGGAUCCGCCGCUGCGGUGGCCGCCGUCACCGGGAGUAGCCGGUCGAAGAAACCGAGAGUUAGCGUUUUGAAAUUGAAAUCCAAAAGUUUACCGGCUGUUCAAAGGAAAGUCAAGGUUCUUGGCCGGUUGGUUCCUGGUUGCAGGAAGCAACCGCUGCCGGUUAUUCUUGAAGAAGCAACUGAUUACAUAGCGGCGCUUGAGAUGCAGGUUCGAGCCAUGAGCGCUCUCGCCGAACUGCUAUCUGGCUCCGGAGCCUCCAGCUCUAGCUCAGCUCCUCCGCCUCAGUCCCCGCCGCUGCAGCCGCCGACUAGCCAGUGACACUUUUUAAUUCUCUUAAACGCCAAGUGUCCUCCUUUUUUUUUUCCCUAUUUUUCUUUUAUUUUUAAUUUUUAUUAUCUCUCCUGCCCUUCCCACUCUUCUCUCUUAAGUAAUCUUCUCCUGUUAAAUACAUGUCUUAUUUCUUUUCCUUCUCAGGUAAUUUCCAUCUCACAUUUUCAUUUCAUUCCAUAACUUUUGAAUCCAUCUCUUUUCAAGAAAAACAAAAAAAUCCGGCAUUUUUCCCUUAUUAUGUACACUACUAUUCCUCUGGAAAUAUAUUGCAAUAAGAAGAAGAUGUAAAUGCUUGAUUCUGUAUAAUUGUUGUUCAUUUAUUUCAGGCUUAAAAUCAGAGGUUUUAUUUAUUUAAUCUAAUUUUCUUUUUUGGCCUUUUAGUUUUCAAUUUUUUUGGGUUGGAUAAGGUGAAGAAGAAGUGUCCAAAUUAGGGUAGGUGACAAAUGCACUUGAUGCCUGACGGGGCUAACGCUAUUAGCUAACAGCUACUACUCCUGUACUGCAUCUUGGGAUGAUCUCCGAGAAAAGCGUCAAAAGGAAGAGUUUUGGUUCUUGAAUUGAAUGUGAAUAUCCAUGGAAAAUCCAACUGCAUGCACAGUCCAAAAGUUGGCGAUAGCGGCCAAAAUAUUAAUGAGAAAUCUGGCAGGUAUGCAUGUGGGUAAUUGUCCCCACAUCUUGUUUUUGCAAAGAGGGGAGUGCCCAGAAUUGGUGCACAUGUGAGAGAAGCUGCUGUAUGGCCUGAGCCACCCUUUUCUUUUCUGAAAUGGUGGACUGUAUUUUUGGGGGGGUUCAUCCAGCUGUGACCUGCCCUGCCCCGUCCUGCAACAGUUUUAAUUAAUUAACAUUUUGAUGAAUCGUGGGGAAAAAUGCCCAAUCCCCAGACACAGGUCCCCCUGGCUUUGGCUGGUCCGGGUCACUCUCGCCUGUUCCCCCCCGUAUAAAUCCCCCAGAACCACACGAGUGCCCUGCCCUGGCGGGUUUCGUCGCUAUCAAUAGGGAUUGGGAGGGAUGGGCAGAGAUCAUCACCGAGGGACAUCGUCCACACCCUUUGAUGAUUGGAUAGAAUGAUGCAAUUUCAGAAGGAGCAAAAGUGGUCAUAUUUCUAAGCUUGUUAUCCGAACUUAUAUCAAAUUCAAAUAUAUAAUACUUAUAUAAAAUAUAAUUGAGUUGGAUAUUCA
Molecule: messenger RNA, 2169 nt
Organism: Theobroma umbraticum
Lineage: Eukaryota; Viridiplantae; Streptophyta; Magnoliopsida; Malvales; Malvaceae
Product: transcription factor bHLH148
Biological process (GO): regulation of DNA-templated transcription
Molecular function (GO): protein dimerization activity
Source: RefSeq, a predicted model, not a curated record